This is a messenger RNA of Cutaneotrichosporon oleaginosum, 1286 nucleotides long. RefSeq lists its product as uncharacterized. Gene Ontology annotation, biological process: mitochondrion organization. Gene Ontology annotation, cellular component: cytoplasm; SAM complex. The record is from RefSeq and is a predicted model, not a curated record. Lineage: Eukaryota; Fungi; Basidiomycota; Tremellomycetes; Trichosporonales; Trichosporonaceae.
GCAGCUACUCUUAUAUCCUCCGUCACUUUCACUGACCUGAUCUCGCCACGAUGUCCUCUGCAGUGGUGGUGCACACUACACCUCCAUUGACACCGCUUCCAGCUUCCGAUGCCACCUCGAUCCGACUCUUGGGCAUCCUGCGCCUCGGCGGACUGUCUCCAGACGUGACCACCGCCGACUGGUCUGCGAACGGCAAGCCAUUCAUCACGCUCGACAACAUCGCGAUCCAGGAGCGAUAUCUUUCCUCCAUCCCGGGCUGGUCGGACCCCGAUCAUGCGUUGAGCGCGGAGCAGUCCGCCGACAGUCUCGAAUGGAAGGCCUUCGUCGAUGGCCUCGUGACUGAUCUCGUCAACCACACAAUGUACUCUCUUCCACCGAACCACCCCUUCUUGGCCGGGGCACAGCUCGCCACCUGCCCGUUCCCUAUGAACCACUAUGUGCCGCACCGCAUCCGCAGCAUCCACCGCAACCGCCUGCGUGCUGCGGGGAUGUGGGGCCUCGGCGGCGGCGAGGAAGGAGACGACAGCGACACGCAGCGCAAGAAGCUCGCGGACAGCGUAGUGGUCGCGCCUGGCGGCACCAAGGCCGAGCGCGCAUGGUCGGGGUGGGGCUCUGGUCGCGAAGUGGCGGACCGGCAGCGCAAGUUCGGCGAGGAGGCUCUCCGUCAGCGGGCUCGCUCCGCGUUCGACCCUCUUGCGCGCAAGCUUGGGGAACACCGCUACUUCUACGGCAAACAGCCCACGUCAUUCGACAUUGCGCUCUUUGCGCAGCUGACACUCGUGCUCUCGGUCGCCUGGCCAAACCCCCUGCUCGCCAACCUUUUGCGGGACAGUUACCCGACCCUAGUCGCCCAUCAUGAUCGCGUUCUCAAAAAGCUAUUUCCCGGCGGAUGGGGAACUAUCUCGCGCCUCGCACCUGCGCCGCACCCAACGCUCGUUGAGUCCGUGCGCCUGUAUCUCCCCUCGUGGCUCGGCGGGCCGAGCGCGGAGGGAGAGAAGAAGAAGGAGGCCAAGGACCCCCGCGACAUUGACACGCAAAAGCGGCUGCAGCGUGGCCGUUACCUCUGGUUCCUCGGUGCCGGCGCCGCGUUCAUCUCGUAUAUCCUGUACAGCGGCCUCAUUGAGGUUCACUUCGGCGACGACGACGACUUCGAGGAAGAGGAAGGGAUGGACGAGUGGACGGUAAACGUUGAGGAUGACGACCCAUUCGCGUCAUUGGUGUAUGAGGACGACGACGAAUAGAAGUCACAAUGCAUCCAUCGGACAUGAUGGUCUUUCUUGGACUAU